CCUAAAAAAUUGUUUUUCUUUUAAUUACAAAUUUUGAAUUAAAUAGAAGAAAAUGAAGCGGAAUGGUUUGCUACAUAAAUUUAUAUUUUUCAAUAACCAUAAGAAGCCUCUGCUGCUGUCAAGUAAUUUGUUUUUUUAUUAUUAUUACAGAAUAAUCAUAUUCUAACCUCGAUUAUGUUUGUUAAUGUUUACUUCCCCUUUUCAGGAUUUCUAAGCACACAAGAAGCGAUAGAACGUCGGAACCAUUUAUUCACAUUAGAGAAGAAAAGACAACAUGAGAAAGUUGGUAGAAUUGAGAAAAUUGAAGUCAGAUAUAAGGGUAUCCCUAAAGAUUGCACUUUAGUAAUGAAUAAAGGAAUAUCGACUCCUUAUGAUUGUGCCAGACAUUUAACUGAGUGGCAUGUGGAUAGUAGUGCAUUGGCACUUAUUGAUGGUUCUAUUUACUGGGACAUGCACAGACCUCUCAAUGAAAAUUGCACCCUUGAAUUACAGAAUUUCACAGUUGCUGAACCGCAGCAAGUGAAUAAGGCGUUUUGGCGUACAUGUUCGUUCCUGCUCGGCGCUUGCGCAACUGUGGCCUUCAAGGACACAGUGCCUGUAAGAUUACACAGCUUCCCUGGACCUGACAUACGCAGUGGAUCCUUCGUCUACGAUAUCGAUUUACCCACAUUAGAGGAUUGGAAACCAACACCCCAAGAACUGUUCACUAUUACUGCGGAGUAUGUUAAGUUGUGUCGUCGAGAUUUACCUGUAGAAAGGCUAGAAGUCAGCGAAGAACUAGCAAAGGAGAUGUUCAUCGAUAACCCGCAUAAAGUGAAACAAGUGCCCAGCAUCGCUAGUAGACAUGGUAACAUUACCCUUUAUAGGGUCGGUAAUCACGUGGAUAUCUCCAAAGGACCGAUGAUUGCUAAUACAGCGCAAGUUGGCAAAUGUACAAUAGCUUCAGUGCACAAAUUAGUAGGACCGCCAGAUGGCGAUGUCAAGCAGCUAUACAGAUUCCAAGGAGUGGCGUUGCCUACUUCUGUCAUGUUAAACCACUUCGCAUUCUCUAUUCUAGUCAACAGAGCUAGGAAAUUGAAUCCAGUGUGGUCACCAGUAGGUACAAGUGAUCGUGGUGAGCCGAUCGUCGAUGAUGUGAGGACCGUGUCUGCUACAGCGUGAAUAGAUUUAAUUAAAAGUACUAUAGUGUAGUUUUAUAUGUAAGUUGUUAAUAAAUAUAAUAAUUU
Messenger RNA from Diatraea saccharalis (sugarcane borer), 1226 nucleotides. The record is from the annotation of a GenBank genome assembly. NCBI's taxonomy places the organism in Eukaryota, Metazoa, Arthropoda, Insecta, Lepidoptera, Crambidae.